Molecule: messenger RNA, 1479 nt
Organism: Cladocopium goreaui
Lineage: Eukaryota; Dinophyceae; Suessiales; Symbiodiniaceae
Source: the annotation of a GenBank genome assembly
AUGGUCGUCUACAAAUGGGUUGCGAUCAGAAGAAAACCAUCCGUGGAGGCUCAGAUCGUGAGUGGUCUGGCGCGUGGUGAUCCCAUUUUUUGUGCCUGGAACCCAGCCGUUGGCAUCAACCAUUCAUGUGACAUCAGCAUGUCCUCGCCUAAACGUUGUUACAAGUGCGGCUGCCUCGUGCCUUGUAAGAUUCGCGUGGACCUGACGAAGGAAGCGGAGGCGGGUAGCCGAGUUGUCAAGCAGGACAACAGGGCCGCAGGGCAAAGUGCGGUUCAUCGGACGCACAGCGGUGAGUGGAUGAGCUUUGCCUCUGGUGCUACCGCUUGCCUUGCAGCAGUGCGGCAUUCAAUUCCGCCAAGGAGGCGAGCUACUGCUGGAAUCCUGUCUCGUCAUGCGCGCACUACCGCAAACAACGAGGACAUGAGCCACAAACCUAGGUCCGUAUACUUCAUCGUGCACAAGAAUUUUUGCGACCACUUGCUCUUCUACGAGGACGGCCAUUUCAGACAUGGCUCCCAGUUUGCCUUUGGUGGUAGUGAUGGGCACGGCUUCUGGCAACUAGAGGGUGAGGAGUCAUUGCAGCUCAGCUGGCGCAGUGGACCUGAGAAGACAGUGCUACGUGCGGACGAGAACGGUGCCCAGAGUUUUUCCAGCCCUGGCGUGAAGUUGGAGUUUGUGGCAGGAGAGAAUUUGCGAGGAAAGGUGGAGAACAGUAAGGCCGCAAGAGCGACAUCACGGGGCCUCGUGUUCUCAUCGGUUGGAAACCAAUGCCUUCCAGUUGUGGAAAGCUGGCUGCAAGAUCCAUCAGCCGCGGACUUUGAUGUGGCGCUGGUGUUUUACAAGGAACCUGACUCACCUGUCCUGCAAAAGUUGAAGGAAUUGGCUGCAGAAGUUGCAGGCAUGCAAGUCUUCCAGCAUGAAGGGAUGAAGUGGCCAAACUUUCGUUAUUGGUUGGAGUUGCAAGGCGGAGCAGCUGAGGUUGCUGCCACAUAUGACUACAUUUGGGUUGUGGAUGAUGACGUUCGUCUUCCAACGAACGGCAUAUGCCGGAUGUUCGAAACGCUGCGGGAACACAGUCAAAUCGCUUUUGCCAGUCCAUCCUUUGACAAGGAAAGCGAUGGUGUUUGGCGUUUUUUCGAUGGACACCAUCCAGGUUGCAAACUGCGCUACACCAAUUUCGUUGAAUGCACUGCUCCUAUUCUGAAAAGCUCUAUGCUUUUGGAUCCACGCUUCCAGCCUUGCUUGCGGGCAGUGCGGACAGGUUGCUUUAUUGAUUUCUGCUUUCACCCAGCUGCUGGUGGUGCAACGGAUGUUGUAGCUGUCAUCGAUGCAGUUCAAUGCCAUCACCCUCCACGCACCGCGGACUAUCCUAGUGAGAUGCGGCAAGUUCAGGAUCCGGGUCAGCUGGAGAUGAACCACUUUUGUCUUGGCGCGGGUUUGCGUUGGCAUUCCUGGAAAGGUAGGGGACAUGAAAUCUGA